Molecule: messenger RNA, 1323 nt
Organism: Penicillium angulare
Lineage: Eukaryota; Fungi; Ascomycota; Eurotiomycetes; Eurotiales; Aspergillaceae
Product: FAD-binding oxidoreductase
Exons: 2
Coding region: 1-1323 (440 amino acids)
Molecular function (GO): FAD binding
Source: RefSeq, a predicted model, not a curated record
AUGUCAAAAAUUAGUGAUAUUAUGAUCGAAUCACUCCAAACUCAACUCAAAACAGCAUUGGUUUUGACACCAGACUCCGAAGGGUAUGAGGCGAGUCUGGUCCGAUGGUCGGAGACGGGCAUAAAACCUGCGGGAGUUGUGGUACAAGCCGUUGACUCUGCUGAUAUCAGCACAGCGUUGCUAUGGGCGCAGAAACAUGGCCUCGAUGUUGCUGUGAAGGGCGGUGGCCAUUCCACUGCUGGCACCAGCUCAAGUGAUGGAGGUCUAGUGAUUGAUUUGUCGAGAAUGAAGAAUGUCAAGGUCGAUCCCAUGGCCAAAACAGUUAAUGCGCAAGGUGGUGCAACAUGGAAGGAGGUAGAUGAAGCUGGUGCAGCUUAUGGAUUGGCGACUGUGGGAGGAACCGUGAAUCACACAGGAAUUGGAGGACUGACACUGGGGGGCGGAUAUGGAUGGCUGAGUGGUCAAUACGGGCUCACAAUUGACAAUCUCUUGUCUGCUCGGGUGGUCUUAGCCGAUGGUUCUCUUGUGACGGCAUCUGCAUCUGAGCAUCCUGAGUUGUUUUGGGGAUUACGUGGGGCCGGGUACAACUUUGGUGUCGUGGUAGACUUCACCUAUCAGGCUUACGAUCAAGCGGAACUGGUAUUCUCUGGGAUUUUGGCAUUUACGAGUGAAAGGCUGGAACAAGUUUUUGAACAACUAAAUGCGAUUCUCGCGAUCCCCGAUUCCCGCUCGGGCGCCAUGUGCAUCUUCGCCCAGGCCCCAGAUGGCUCGGGCCCUAUGAUAAUCGUUAUUUGCUUUUAUAAUGGAGCGACCGAAGAAGGAGAGAAGAGGUUCUCUGGAUUGAUUCAUCUUCGCCCCAUUCUGAACACUCUGGGUAUGAUUCCAUAUUCGAUCGUGAACACACUCCAAAACCCCCAGGCGACCUACGGUGCUCGCAAAUCUUUCAAAGGGAUCUUCUAUGAACCGCCUGUCGACUUAAAAUUCGCCCGCACCGUCUUUGAGGACUUCAUGGCGAAGAUUCAAGAUGAGCCAGACCUGAUGCAAUCUGCUAUUAUCCUUGAGUUCAUUGAUAUGCGUAAAAUUUGCGAAACGCCUGUCUCGGCAACUGCGUUUGCAAGUCGCAAUUUCACCCAAAACGGUAUCAUUUACCUAAGGUGGACCGAUGAAUCAAAGGAUCUGGAGCAUCGAACAUGGGCGCGCGAAAUUCAAGCCAAGUGGAAAACUAAAUUAGACACGAGGGUAAUAGGCCAGAAACGAGAAGGGGAAGUACCCCAAUAUAUCAACUACGCGGAGCGUAAGUCUUUUCCAUUACUUUACGUAUGA